This is a messenger RNA of Tetrahymena thermophila SB210, 1599 nucleotides long. RefSeq lists its product as hypothetical. Lineage: Eukaryota; Ciliophora; Oligohymenophorea; Hymenostomatida; Tetrahymenidae. The record is from RefSeq and is a predicted model, not a curated record. The transcript has 2 exons.
AUGUUGUAAUUAAUAUUACUCAAUAUAAUUCAUAUUAUUUAAAGCAAGGUAGAAGAGAAAAGCAAUUAAAUAGCACUGCCACCUUAAUUUCACUCUUUUAUUAUAUAAAUGCUAAAUAAAUUACUUUAAAAAACUAGAAAUGCAAAAUUAGGUGACUAAACUCCAACUAGCAAAUCAACAUCCUAAUCAGUAGCAGUGAGCAGCACUAAGCAAAAUAGUGAUGCUCAAAAAGAUAGUUACUUAUUUUCAGCUAAUUCUGUCACAUAAAUAUAAUUUUCAUCUCAAUAAGGUGUCAAAUAGUAAACUAGUUCAACAGUAAUUCAACAAAUACCUCCUUCUCUACAACGUUAGUCUAGCCCAGUAUCUAAAAGCUUGUAUAGCCCUAAUCAAAGCCUACAUAUGUAUAAUUCUCAUUAGCCAUCAGCGAGAUCCUCAGCUUCAGUUAAUAUAUAAAAUAAUUAAUUUGCAAACAGCGUUUAUAAUAGUAAUAAUUUAUGCAACCUUUAAGACAAGUAAAAAACUUCAGUUUAAAUCAGUACUAAUAACAAAUAAUAAUUGGAUGUUGCAUAAGAAAACAGUAAAGUUAAUACUCCUCAAACAAUUAAGUUUAAAUCUUUAGAUGCACAAAAUUUAUCGAUUCAAAGGGUAGCUGUUAAUCUGAGUAAUAUAGAAGAAUUCAAAGAAGGCGAUUUAAAAAAGGAUUAACAAAAAUAAUUGACAUAGGCAGCAAAUGAUUUUAGUCAAAGAGAAUAGGAACUCUAAGGAACUAUAAAAUCGCUUCAAACUAAGAUCUAACAGCUCGUUAAGGAGCUUGAAAAGCAAACAAAUCUCUCAAACUAGGCAUUAGAAGACAACUCUUUGUUUAGAAAGAAAUAUUAAGAAUUAAAAGAAAACUCUUCAUCGAAAUAGUAACAAUAGUAAUAAAACUCUCUCUUCGGAAGGUCUGACAGCAUCAGUUCAUAACAGCCAAAUUAAUCUGACUUAAUUGCUUCAGUUUAAAUGUUAGAAUUGCAAGAAGAAAAUAAAAAGUUGAAAUAAAAAUUUUAAUAAGCAUAGUUGUAAGCAUCUUAAUGGCGUGAAAAAUAUGAAAAUUAAGAAAAAUUGUAUGAACAAUAAGAAGAAAAUCUAAAAGAAAAAAUAAAAGAUUAAUAUUAAAAGGAAAUACAAGCCCUAAAUAACGAGUUGAAUAAAUACAAAUAAUAAUCGUUUGGCAUAAAUAAAUCUAAAAAAGUGGCUUCUCUUCUAAGAUAAAGCAAUAGUAACAACACGAACAAUAUGUUGAAAGAGAAUAACAACAAUAAUAACUAGGCUUAAUAUUCUGAUGAUUGGCAUCAAAAUUACAUGAUUUUAAAGGAGGAAAAGGAAAAGUCAGAAAAAAUGUUGAAAAAGAGGAUUGAGUCUUUAGAAGAAUAAAAUGCUUUCUUAUAAAAUGAAGUUAACUAAUUACAUUAAAAAAAUGAUCAACUUUAAGGACUCUGUGAUGAACCUAAAUUCACUGUGAAAUAAUAAUAUAAUUAUAACCAGGAUUCUCAAUUUCAAAAUCGCAAAUCUAACAAUUUACAAGAACUUAAUUACUAUUUCAGCCAAAAUCUUAGUUGA